AUGCGUUGGUUGGCUCUGCUGUGCUUGACCCUGUUGAGCACCGCGCAGGUCAUCGACGCGGCCGCCUGCACCGACGACGAGACGACGGCGGCGCUUGUGCCGUACAAGGCCGAGCUCGCGCUCAACCUCGCGCUCUGUGGCAACGACGUCGGCUACUCGACAGCGGCGAUGGCCAACGGCGACUUUUUCUCGUCGUCGACGACGACGCCGGCGCGCGUGUCGGCCUUUCUCAAGAGCACCAACUGCCGCGCGCUCUUUGUUUUGUAUCAAAAAGCCACGAGCAACAUGGGAUGCACGACCGGCUACCAAGGCGUCACAUUCGAGCAGUACGCCGCGACGCUGCUGCCGGCCAGUGGUGCGACACCGACGCCGACGACAGCCAAGCCCGGUACAGCCAACUGCACCGACAACAGCACCAUGACGGCCUUUGCCGCCAUCGAGCCCGAGCGAUCCCGGUUCCAGUCGCGCUGCGCGAUCGACAUGGGCGACAUCCCAGUCGCGUACCUCUACAACAAUACGCUCAAGCACAAGAUCACCGAUACGCAAUUUGCAGCGUUUUUAGCCAGUUCCGACUGUGCGGCGGUCGUCGCGGUCGAGAAGAAGGCGUGGGGUGCGAUCACGCCGCCUUGCGUCAUGUACGACGGUGCGCUGGCGUUUACGACACGCGAGAUUAGCACCUGGACGUUUACCGAGUACGCGCAGCGCUUUUACGAACGCAACAUCCCGUCAACGACGUCGCCAGCGUCUCGAAGCCCAACGGACGCGCCACGCACGAGCACGAGCACGACCGAGGCGCCUCGACCAGUCGCGCAGGAAUUCCAGGACGACGACGCUAUGUAG
Messenger RNA from Saprolegnia diclina VS20, 840 nucleotides. RefSeq lists its product as hypothetical. The coding region runs from base 1 to 840 and encodes 279 amino acids. The record is from RefSeq and is a predicted model, not a curated record. The transcript has 2 exons. Lineage: Eukaryota; Oomycota; Saprolegniomycetes; Saprolegniales; Saprolegniaceae.